This is a messenger RNA of Staurois parvus, 382 nucleotides long. The record is from the annotation of a GenBank genome assembly. NCBI's taxonomy places the organism in Eukaryota, Metazoa, Chordata, Amphibia, Anura, Ranidae.
AAUGCGGACACAGUACAGGAGAUGACCAGAGACUGCGGACAUAGUACAGGAGAUGGCCAGAGACUGCGGACACAGUACAGGAGAUGGCCAGAGACUGCGGACACAGUACAGGAGAUGGCCAGAGACUGCGGACACAGUACAGGAGAUGGCCAGAGACUGCGGACACAGUACAGGAGAUGACCAGAGACUGCGGACACAGUACAGGAGAUGACCAGAGACUGCGGACACAGUACAGGAGAUGACCAGAGACUGCGGACACAGUACAGGAGAUGACCAGAGACUGCGGACACAGUACAGGAGAUGACCAGAGACUGCGGACACAGUACAGGAGAUGACCAGAGACUGCGGACACAGUACAGGAGAUGACCAGAGACUGCGGACA